GUCGAAAAAUCAAUUUGACAAAACCAAGAUAAAACGCAAUCAACCUGCUCGUGACGGAAUGAAUCCCAUCUCCCUGCCUCUAAAGUCGAAAAAUCAGUUCGACAAAACCAAGAUAAAAUGCAAUCAACCUGCUCGUGACGAAAUGAAUCUCAUCUCUCUACCUUUGAAGUCGAAAAAUCAAUUCGACAAAACCAAGAUAAAACGAAAUAAACAUGCUCGUGACGGAAUGAAUCCCAUCUCUCUGCCUUUGAAGUCAAAAAAUCAAUUCGACAAAACCAAGAUAAAACGAAAUAAACAUGCUCGUGACGGAAUGAAUCCCAUCUCCCUGCCUUUGAAGUCAAAAAAUCAAUUCGACAAAACCAAGAUAAAACGCAAUCAACCUGCUCGGCAGCGGAAAUUCUUGAUUGUGGCGGUCGACUACUUUACUAAAUGGGUGGAAGCUGAACCGUUGGCCAAAAUUACGGAAGAGAAAGUGAUCCAGUUCUUGUACAAUAAUAUCUGCUGCCGAUUCGGAGUCCCUAAAGUCCUGAUAUCGGACAAUGGAACUCAAUUCAAUGGAAAACGAGUAAGAGCAUGGUGCGAGAAAAUGGGUAUCGAGCAACACUUCGCCUCUGUCGCCCAUCCCCAGGCCAACGGACAGGUAGAGGUGACCAACAGGAUCAUUCUGAAUGGACUAAAAACGAGACUGGAAAAGGCUUCAGGAGCCUGGGUUGACGAGCUAACAUCUGUGCUCUGGGCGUAUAGGACCACUCCUAGAUCGACCACUGGCGAAACGCCCUUUAGCCUGGUAUAUGGGAUGGAGGCACUUCUACCAGUUGAAUUAGAGCUGCAGUCCCAACGAUCGAGCACUUAUGAUCAAAAGCAGAAUGAGGAACUCAUGAUGACCGCUCUAGACACUAUCGAAGAACUCAGAGAGCAAGCUUCGACCAUAGUUGAGGCAUACAAGCAACGGAUGAGGGCAGCACAUGAUCGAAAAGUGAAGAUCCGCCGAUUCCAAGUAGGAGACCUGGUAUGGAAGAGAGUAGAUGUGCUCAAGCAUGUGGGAAA
Molecule: messenger RNA, 1047 nt
Organism: Striga hermonthica
Lineage: Eukaryota; Viridiplantae; Streptophyta; Magnoliopsida; Lamiales; Orobanchaceae
Source: the annotation of a GenBank genome assembly